AUAAUUAUGUCCAGGUAACGGAACCCCUAAAGAACUUCCGGGGCGACUUGAACAAACCGGAAGAAGAGAGGAAGGCUGAAGCAUUCCGAAGCAUUGAGAACGGUUGGAAAGAUGGCGGCGCACACUCAAAAGAAUAACAAGCCAAGGAAACCUGGAGGAAAGGAGUCGCAGCCUCUGAUAAUUGCCAAAACUCCGGCAGAGGAGCAGCGCCUGAAGUUGGAGAGGUUGAUGCGGAACCCGGAUAAGCCUGCUCCCAUCCCAGACCGGCCAAAGGAGUGGAACCCGCGGGCUCCUCCGGAGUUCGUCCGGGAUGUGAUGGGCUCCAGCGCCGGUGCGGGCAGCGGGGAGUUCCACGUUUACCGGCACCUCCGACGCAGGGAGUACCAAAGGCAAGACUUUCUGGAAAAGAUAUCAGAGAAAGUGAAUGAGGACAUCGAAUAUCUCGAUAAAGUGGAGCUAAACAAACAGGCGGCCGAUGAUAGAACAGCGAAACGCAGGAAGAAGCGGGAAAAACUGAAGCGCAAAAUGCGGAUGGCAAAGAUGGCAAAACUCGAGUCCAAAAACAAAGGAGAAGACGAUGCAGAGAAGAGCUCGGAAAGCAGUUCAGAAGACGAUGGGGAGCGGGAAAGGGAGGCUGAAGAUGAUGCCGAGGCUCCAAGCUUCAUCAUGGGGAGGAAAUGACUCCCUCUUCGGGGUGCUGGUGUUGGUGCUGCUUGGUAGAGACAUUUUGGGCUCAUCAAUCAUGAAGCAAUGGUGGAGAUUGAGACCAGAGUUGCAUUACAUAUGAAAAAGCACAAACAACAGUUGGAACCUGUCAAAGACAAUGUGCUUCCUGUUGUUAUACAACGAGAAAAAAACGUUAUGGAUUGCUUUCCAUAGCACUCAGUGUAUUUUAAUCACACAUUGUCCCAGUUGGAAAAGAGAUAUGUUGAGAAACUUAAGAUUGUUCAUUAAGCUUUCCAUAAUAUCGGUGAAGUAUUUCUAAUUUUCAUGUUUCAGCUAGAAGGUCAGGAGUAAUGUCAUCUGUCUUAAGGCGUUUCUUGAGUUGGCCCAAUUUUUUUGUCAUUUUGAUUCAUUGUCCCAAUCCACAUUUUAAUAUUUGCUUUCAAUAAAAAAAUGUGAAUAUACAUGCAAAUGCCGUUUGUUCACUUAAGAUUUCUCAACUCUAUUCUUGUUGUCACUGUUAGAUAUGUCAUAUGCUAAUGAGUGUUUGUAUGUGUCACUCUUCCAUGUUAUCAUCGUUGCAGCCUUGUGAAGUUGCUCCUCGCAUGAAGUGUUGCUUGUGUGCACAACAAGGCUGCAGAAAGUAUUUAAAAGAAUGAAAAGGCGUGACUUCUCGAGGUUCUGGAGUUUCACGUGCGAUGUUCUUUGGACAGACAACACCUGCUUUCCACGGUGGUGAUGGCUUCAGUCCGUAGCCAUUGCUUUUCUUAAGGCAUGUAGAGUAAACUCCUGACAGCACAAUAUUGUUUGGAGCAACAGAAGCUCUUUGUGUCGAGCGCUGUCAGCUGUCAC
Notothenia coriiceps (black rockcod) is the source of this 1515-nucleotide messenger RNA. RefSeq names its product PRKR interacting protein 1 (gene prkrip1). Gene Ontology annotation, biological process: negative regulation of protein kinase activity. Gene Ontology annotation, cellular component: nucleolus. The record is from RefSeq and is a predicted model, not a curated record. NCBI's taxonomy places the organism in Eukaryota, Metazoa, Chordata, Actinopteri, Perciformes, Nototheniidae. Gene Ontology annotation, molecular function: double-stranded RNA binding; protein kinase inhibitor activity; protein kinase binding. Bases 112 to 681 code for a protein of 189 amino acids. The transcript has a single exon.